This is a messenger RNA of Solanum stenotomum, 1930 nucleotides long. Its product is annotated as DEAD-box ATP-dependent RNA helicase 20. NCBI's taxonomy places the organism in Eukaryota, Viridiplantae, Streptophyta, Magnoliopsida, Solanales, Solanaceae. Gene Ontology annotation, molecular function: RNA binding; RNA helicase activity; ATP binding. Bases 116 to 1717 code for a protein of 533 amino acids. The record is from RefSeq and is a predicted model, not a curated record. The transcript is spliced from 10 exons. Gene Ontology annotation, cellular component: cytoplasm; nucleus; ribonucleoprotein complex.
AGCAUUUUCAUAUCCAGCAUUACUACUUCUUCUUUGGCAAAGAAAACCACCAUUUUCUUCUGGAAGCUUCCCGUAAGAUACUCUAGUCAAAUACCUCCGACGAGUUUGCCGGAAUAUGAGUCGCUACGACAGCCGUCCGGCUGACCCUGGCUCUUACCGUGACCGUCGCAGUGAUUCAGGCUUCGGUGGGGGCCCAAAUUAUAGGUCAUCAUCAUCGAGCAGGAGAGAUUCCGAGGGUAAGGAGUCUCCACGGAAGGUUAAUUUGGAUGAUUUGACUCCAUUCGAGAAGAAUUUCUAUGUUGAAUCACCAUCCAUAGCAGCAAUGACUGAAGGUGAGGUGGAAGAGUAUAGACUACGACGGGAGAUCACUAUUGAGGGUCGUGAUGUGCCCAAGCCUAUAAAGUCCUUUCAUGACGUAGGAUUUCCAGAUUAUGUCUUGCAAGAAAUUGAAAAGGCUGGCUUCACUGAACCUACACCUAUUCAAGCUCAAGGUUGGCCUAUGGCCUUGAAGGGUCGUGAUCUCAUUGGUAUAGCAGAAACAGGGUCUGGGAAGACAAUUGCUUAUCUGUUGCCUGCAAUUGUGCACGUUAAUGCCCAGCCCAUUUUAGAUCAUGGAGAUGGUCCAAUUGUCUUAGUGUUAGCCCCAACUCGUGAACUUGCUGUUCAGAUUCAACAAGAAGCUACUAAAUUUGGUGCAUCAUCACGGAUUAAGAAUACCUGCAUUUAUGGUGGGGUUCCAAAGGGGCCCCAAGUUCGUGAUCUUCAGAAAGGUGUUGAAAUUGUUAUUGCCACACCUGGAAGGUUGAUUGAUAUGUUAGAAUCUAAUCAUACAAACCUGCGAAGAGUGACAUAUCUCGUGCUGGAUGAGGCUGACCGCAUGCUAGACAUGGGUUUUGAACCUCAGAUCCGCAAAAUUGUUUCUCAGGUUUGCUUCUGUAAUUACCUGUUAGAUCCAAAAUUGAGUUUCCCUUCUUUUCUAGACAUGGGUUUUGAACCUCAGAUCCGCAAAAUUGUUUCUCAGAUUCGUCCAGAUCGUCAAACGCUGUAUUGGAGUGCCACAUGGCCCAAAGAAGUUGAGCAGCUUGCAAGACAAUUCCUGUUCAAUGCAUACAAAGUAAUUAUUGGUUCAGCUGACCUGAAAGCUAAUCAUGCUAUUCGCCAGCAUGUGGAAAUCGUCUCGGAGAGCCAGAAGUAUAAUAAAUUAGUAAAGUUGCUGGAAGAUAUUAUGGAUGGUAGUCGUAUUUUAAUAUUCAUGGACACCAAAAAGGGGUGUGACCAAGUAACUCGGCAGCUCCGGAUGGAUGGGUGGCCUGCACUUUCUAUUCAUGGUGAUAAGAGUCAAGCAGAAAGAGAUUGGGUCCUUUCAGAAUUCAAAGCUGGAAAGUCUCCUAUAAUGACAGCUACAGAUGUUGCUGCUCGAGGUCUAGAUGUGAAGGAUGUAAAAUUUGUAAUCAACUAUGAUUUUCCUGGAUCAUUGGAGGACUAUGUUCAUCGCAUUGGUAGAACGGGAAGGGCUGGUGCCUCGGGGACAGCAUACACAUUCUUUACUGCAGCAAAUGCUAGGUUUGCAAAGGAUCUUGUUAACAUUCUUGAGGAGGCCGGACAGAAAGUCGGUCCUGAAUUGGCAAAAAUGGGACGUGGUGCGCCUCCCCCUCCUGGUCACGGAGGGUUUCGAGACCGUGGAAGGGGUUAUGGAGGCAAUAAGCAGUGGAGCUAGAAAAGACUGGGGUACCACCGAAGGCAAAUGUUGCAUUUCCUUUGAAAGCUACUAAUUUUGCCCCAGCUGAUGGAAAUCUGAUACACAUUUUAUAGCAGCGAGAUCAUGACCCUAUUUGUUCUGCAUGUAUAAUAUGUUCAAAUUAUUUCAGUAGAAGGUGAAAAAGAUAACAAUCUUUAUUUAGUUGUAUUGUCGUAUUUUUCUUGUUACUCU